Molecule: messenger RNA, 780 nt
Organism: Pungitius pungitius (ninespine stickleback)
Lineage: Eukaryota; Metazoa; Chordata; Actinopteri; Perciformes; Gasterosteidae
Gene: znhit1
Product: zinc finger, HIT-type containing 1
Exons: 6
Coding region: 17-541 (174 amino acids)
Biological process (GO): chromatin remodeling
Cellular component (GO): Swr1 complex
Molecular function (GO): nucleosome binding
Source: RefSeq, a predicted model, not a curated record
GUUCGCGCUUCGUCUGAUGUGGUCGUACUGCGGCUUCCGUAGACCGGAAGUGGGAGACAACGCCGCCGCCAUGGUGCUGGAGAAGAAAGGUUCCGCCCGGGUGGAGGCGGGUCAGCGUAGAGUUCUGGAUGAAGCCACCAGACAGAGGAGAUUGACCCGGCAGCUUGACGCUCUGGAGAAAGACAACUUCCAGGACGACCCUCUGUCCUCCUUACCUCCCCCAGGUCCUACUGCCCGCCUUCCUGCUUUCAGUGAGACAGAAGAACCAGAGAAGAAGAAGAGGAAGACGAGGGGCGAUCACUUCAAGCAGCGCUUCAGGAAGAACUUCACCACGCUGCUGGAGGAGGAGAACCUGUCGGAGAGGGCGGAGCCUAACUACCUGUCUGCGGCGGCCCGUCCGUCCACGCUGCCCCCCCGACACUUCUGCUGCGUCUGUGGCUUCCCCUCCCACUACACCUGCACCACCUGUGGGGGGCGCUACUGCAGCAGCAAGUGUUUGUGUACACACAGAGAGACCAGGUGUUUGAAGUGGACGCUCUAACUGCCGCCUGGUCACCGUGGCGACUGAUAGGACGUGGCUUAGCUUAGCUUAGCGUAGCUUGUUGACCGUUAGCAUGUGGUUCUGUGUAAUGACUAAACAUACAAUAAAUACAUCACAGGAACGUUAGCAAUGAAGCUAACCACUUCAUAAACAUCAGAGCCACACAAUAAAUAUUCUUUUGUAAAUAAUGAAUGUUUUUUAUUUUCAUGUUUUAUUAAAUAAAAAUAAACAAGAAUGUU